Molecule: messenger RNA, 1041 nt
Organism: Paramisgurnus dabryanus
Lineage: Eukaryota; Metazoa; Chordata; Actinopteri; Cypriniformes; Cobitidae
Gene: spata45
Product: spermatogenesis associated 45
Source: RefSeq, a predicted model, not a curated record
AUUAUACAGUAUUUUUUUCAUCUGGUAAGUAUUAUCCCUAUCCUUUUUUAUUUUUUAAAUCAUUAUACAUAUUCUUCAUUAAGGGUGUCAUGAUUUCGAUUUAAUAAAAUAUACAUAGAAGAAAAGCCAUAGGCCAAACAAAAAAGGCAAGGUUCAGGGACUGACAUAUAUUAUAUCAAAAAGGAAUUCAAAGACAGAAAAAUAAAUAAAUAAAUAAAACCUCCCCACAAAACAUCAAAUGAUAAUAAUAAAAGGAGUAAAAUAAAUAAAUUAUACAAAAUAUAAUCCCUAUCCUUUCGAAAACGAAACAUCGUUAAUGACGUCAUCCUAAAUAUGGCAAUUAUAUAGUGGUAUUUGUAGUAAACCUAACUUACCACUGCCUCAAGUUCAACUAUAGUAAAAACUAGUAGUAGGCUACAGCUGGAUUUCACAGUCACAUUUAUCUUUUCGAGCGAGAACCUAUUGUGAAACGAUCUAAUGAAAAAUCUGAAUAGAUUUUACUCAUAAAGAAAGCGUUUCUGUACAGUAAUGGCAGUCUACUGUAGGCUACUUAUUAAAACAGACUGCGAAGCUUCCAGAACACGUGAUGUUACAGUUUCCAGUUACACGUGUUAUUGUUGAAAGGCACGCAGCAUCCGUGGUCACUAUGGUGACUUCGGUCUAAACAACUACUGCGUAGUCCGCGCGUUCUUCCGGCUUAAGAUUGUUUGGUUUAUUUGUGAUACAAUAACAAAUGUCAAAAUCAAAGCAAGAUAAACUGUACGAGUUAAAUAUGCGCAGAGAGACCUGGUGUGGCGUGGAAACAACCAGUAAGUUCUGGAAUCUACCUGAAAGAAGACACUUCCGGUGUCACCUCCAGGAUACCCGUGGCUCAAGUUCGAGUCCCGAGCAACGAUCGUCGUGGAUGCAGAGCAACAACACCAGACAUCCAGAGAGGAGACACUUUGAAGAAAGCUAUGAAUCUCAUCUGGUAUGAAGAACUGCAAUCAACCACAUUUCUAAGUAAAUGCCUUCAGGCAGUAAUAAAUGUGGAUAAUCAAA